AUGGAAUCUGUAGACCAUAAGGUAGAGUCUCUACUUAGCGUUGUAUCUCUCUCAGUUCCACCUUUUUGGGACAUGGAUCCUGUUUUGUGGUUCGCUCUUCUUGAGGCUGAGUUUUAUAACCACAGAAUCACUUCCGACUACGCGAAGUAUUGCAAGCUCCUGUCCUAUCUCCCCAAGGAGAUAUCAAUGCAGGUUCGUGACGUUAUCAUUUCUCAGACCGAAAACCGCUAUGAGGCUCUCAAGGAGGCCACGAUCAAGCGUGUUAUGCCCUCUGAGAAAGUUCGCCUGCAGCAGCUUUUCAGGGAUCUGCAACUGGGCGACAAACUGCCCUCAACCCUGCUACGGGAGAUGCAGCAACUCCUUGGUUCCUCAACCAUGGAUGAGACUUUACUUCGCGAACUAUGGCUACAACGGCUACCGGAAAACACGCAAGCGAUUCUCGCUACAGUGAGCUCCGUUUCGCUCACUCAACUAGCAGACUUAGCGGAUCGAGUUAUUGAACGAGCACAGCCACAAGCCGACGCCAGCAAGAUCAAUGCCGUCGCGUCCCAGGGCACUUCUAUCACUG
This is a messenger RNA of Dicrocoelium dendriticum, 568 nucleotides long. The record is from the annotation of a GenBank genome assembly. Lineage: Eukaryota; Metazoa; Platyhelminthes; Trematoda; Plagiorchiida; Dicrocoeliidae.